AUGGCUUCGACCCAGACCAAUGAUGCGGCCCUGGCAACUGAUACCGAGAAACAAAGCCAUGUUGCAGUGACCGGUUCAGGAGACACGGCCCAGACUGAGCAACGAAGCGACGUGGUGGCAACCGAUUCAGGCGACAUUGAAGAAGGCAGAGAUGCAUAUCGACAGGGUGGAUUCCAUCCAGUCUACAUUGGGGACGUUUAUGCAGACAAGUAUGAAGUCAUGAGUAAGAUUGGUUACGGGCGCUAUUCGACAGUGUGGCUGGUCAAAGACCUCUCAAAGCCGCCGAACGAUGACCACCGAUUUCGAGCUCUCAAAGUUUUGAGUGCGGAGUGCUACGGUCAAGACAGUCCCAUAUUUGAGAGAGAGAUUCUCACUCACCUUCGCGCGGGUAAUCGUACCUCCGCGGGUUACAAAUAUGUCUGCCACCUCGUCGAUGAUUUCGAGAUGGAGGGUCCCAACGGCAACCACGUCUGCCUCGUGUUGGAACUCAUGGGAGAAACCUUGCGGUCCUUUGGCGUCUGGUUUCGGGAGUUUAUGGUACCCACCCCGAUCAUGCGCAAGUUUACCCUCCAGCUAGUUCUUGCCCUCGACUUUGCUCACGAUAGCAAUGUGAUUCAUACCGAUAUCAAACCCGACAACAUAUUUGUCAAGUUUCGAGAUAUGCAUCGUAUCGAGUCAGAGUACCUUGUCAAAGAGUGUAUCCCGGAGCAGAACAAGUCUGACAAACGAUACACCCCGAUCCAAUCCCGGUCUUUGCGGAGAUACUAUUUUGGGGACGAACCCAGGCGGAUGUUGGAGCUCGACAUCGCCUUGGGCGAUUGGGGUGUCUCCAGCUGGACCGACAAGCAUCUCACUGAUAACAUCCAGUCUGUGGCUCUCCGGGCCCCUGAAGUUCUCGUCGGGGCUCCAUGGGACACGAAAGUCGACUGGUGGAACCUCGGCGCUGUGAUUUUCGAGGUGUAUCGUGCCAUUCGCUUGUUUGACGGAGGGGUCGCGCCCGAUGGCCACUAUGAAGUCAAGGAACACUUGGCGGAGAUGGUCGACAUAUUCGGCCCAUUUCCUAGCACCUUGCUGGAGAAAGGCGAUGCUGCCAUUCGGGAUUGGUUUGACGACGAAGGGAGGAUCAAAGACGCCGGGCCGAUGGGCCGGCCACCCCUCGAGUCGCAAACAUUUCUGCCAGGUCUAGACCCGGCCACGAGGGAUGUAUUUGGGUCAUUUCUCAGGGUUAUGAUGAAGAUAGAUCCCACUGAGCGGCCAACACCCGAAAAACUCGUGGAACAUCCUUGGUUGGACCCAAAAAGCCAAUGGUAA
Messenger RNA from Diaporthe batatas, 1311 nucleotides. RefSeq lists its product as uncharacterized. The transcript is spliced from 3 exons. Gene Ontology annotation, molecular function: protein kinase activity; ATP binding. The record is from RefSeq and is a predicted model, not a curated record. The coding region runs from base 1 to 1311 and encodes 436 amino acids. Gene Ontology annotation, biological process: spliceosomal complex assembly; protein phosphorylation; regulation of mRNA processing. Lineage: Eukaryota; Fungi; Ascomycota; Sordariomycetes; Diaporthales; Diaporthaceae.